AUGGAUCCUUCACCACCAUAUUACAACUACAAUUCCCAAUUCAACCAAUCAAAUGAUAAUUUUGUUCCCUUCUUAUUUGUUGGCGAAGAAUCUCAAUUUGUUGGAGAUGAAUAUCAAUUUCCAUCUCAUCAACCUUCUCAAGUUUCCAGCAUUCCUACUGAAGUGUCACAAUCCAGUUAUUCCCAACCUCCCAGAAAGCAAAGGGCUAUUCGGCCUCCUAAUUGGUCCACAGUUGAAGAUGAGGCUUUAUGUUAUGCGUGGAUGGCCAUUAGCGCUGAUGCGGUCAUCGGUUUAGACCAACAAAAGGCAGCGUUAUGGAUCCGAAUUCAAGAAAGUUUUGAGCAACACAUUAGUGGUGCUGGUACACCUAAAAGAAAUCAUAUCGCCUGCUUGAAUCGUUGGUCCAUCAUUCAACAAAUGAUUACCAAAUUUUCUGGAUGCAUGACCCAGAUCGAAAGGAAUUACCCUAGUGGGCAAGACAAUGAGUACAAGCCGAAGAAGAGGAGUGGAAUCCACAUUGAUGAUAGUGAGCCUAUUGGUCACUCACACCCAUCUACUCCAUCAAGUAAUGCAGCAACAACACCAAGUUCGGUUGAAGGAUCGGCGCACACAGGCGAAAAUAAUCCGACGGAUGUUGAAGAAUGUCAGCAACCAGAAGGACGAAAAGUAGCGAAGCAGAGGCGAAAUAAGGAUAAAAGACAAUCUGAAAGUCAGAAUGAUUUCAUUAGCAAAUUUGAUCAUGCAACGGCCCUUUAUCAAAUACAAUCUAAAACCCUUGAGGCCGCUUAA
Cornus florida is the source of this 789-nucleotide messenger RNA. Its product is annotated as glutathione S-transferase T3-like. Bases 1 to 789 code for a protein of 262 amino acids. The transcript is spliced from 2 exons. The record is from RefSeq and is a predicted model, not a curated record. NCBI's taxonomy places the organism in Eukaryota, Viridiplantae, Streptophyta, Magnoliopsida, Cornales, Cornaceae.